Molecule: messenger RNA, 867 nt
Organism: Fusarium fujikuroi IMI 58289
Lineage: Eukaryota; Fungi; Ascomycota; Sordariomycetes; Hypocreales; Nectriaceae
Exons: 2
Coding region: 1-867 (288 amino acids)
Source: RefSeq, a predicted model, not a curated record
AUGGGUGUCCGUAUCGCUACGCAACAAGACAUCCCCGCGUUGAAGGAGAUCAUCCUCAGCGGGCUGUCAAAUGAUUCUGUCUGGCUGUACUGCUACCCCUCAGCAGGCCGUUCAGAAGCUGCCUCAAAUCAUGUCGAGACGGUUCUGAAGAGGAUCAUUGACGACAACAGCAAGAAUUGGCAUUGCUACGUAGUCGAUGCUCCCAAGACUCACGACCCCGUGUCCCUUGCGAUCAUCCAGUCGCUUCACCAGAACGAAGACGAUGGAAAGGGCGUCACCGAACAGAUCCAGCGAGUGUUUGGGCUGUCGGAAGACCCCAGCAACGGCGAGAGCAAGACGGCAAAGAGAAUUGCCGCACUGCAAUCAGGCAUCACGCAGACUCAGCAGACGUACCUCGCCCGCUACGACCAAGUUAUGUUCCUCCAUGCCGUCAUCACGCAUCCCCACCACAAGCGCCAAGGGUACGCCAAGACGCUCUCCAAGCAAACCCUGCAGGUAGCGCGUCAGAAGGGCGCCGUCGUUGCAGCCCUCGCCAGCCCCUUCAGCGGCUACGUCUUCUACUCGGGCACCAGCUUCUCCAACUGCGGCCGCACAAAGGUCGAGACCGACAACGACAUCGAGAAUCUCGAGCUGCAGAUCAUGGUCUGCACCCCGCCCAAGCCCCUCGAGCAGAGGAGGAGCUCCAUCAUGGACUUUUGGGGAGGGGCUAAGAAGGCCUCGCCCGCCGGGAGCAGACGUGAGUCGCUGGACCAGGGUCAGGGUGCCACUGGCGAGAGGCGGAGCUCGUUCUUGGAUAUGUUUAGCUUUGGUGGCCCCAAGACUCCCUCUGCUGUUGAUGAUGAUACCCGCAGAAAGUCUCACGCCUAG